This is a messenger RNA of Drosophila serrata, 672 nucleotides long. RefSeq lists its product as uncharacterized. The record is from RefSeq and is a predicted model, not a curated record. NCBI's taxonomy places the organism in Eukaryota, Metazoa, Arthropoda, Insecta, Diptera, Drosophilidae.
AUGGAGGAUAAACGUUGCACUGUCGUCAGUCACACUGAGCUUAUGCCGCAGCGUGAAUUCCACUGCCAGUUGUGCUUCGGAAAGGUUUAUAAGAUUCGUGCCCGCUAUAAAGGCCAUCUGAAGAGGAUUCAUCAUAUUACCACUGAACCAGACAAUCGCUUAUUCAACUGUUACCAUUGCCCUUGCAGCGAAUGCCGGUUCCACAAGCAUGCUCCGGGAGUAAUCGCUUUCUGCGAGAUCUCCCAGCUCCGGCGCCAUUACCAGCGACAUCACAUGGACCAAAAUACAAUUUGUCCUAAGGAUCGAGCGAGCCCAAAAGAACCCGAGGCUGUGGACCAACAACAUGCUAACCACGAGGAUGAUAAGGAGAAUAAAUCAAGGCCCAUUGAGAGGCAGAUGAAAAAGUGUCCUGAGUGCAAGAAGAAGUACUUUUUUCGCCAUCGAUGCUUUAAGCACCCAUGCCAAAAGUGUGGGCGCGUCUUCUACUGCAAGUCGGCCUUGGAGUUUCACAUGAAGAAAUCCACGCACAGCUUACGGGUGGAGGACAAGAUAUUUGUGGAUGAGAUACUUCAGUUGCUGAGCAGCAUUGAAGACGGUACUGUUCGGGACCCGCCAUUGUUAAAGGCAUUUGCGGAAAUACUGCCGGUGCUCAAAAAGAUCCAGGAGCCGUGA